Theileria equi strain WA is the source of this 375-nucleotide messenger RNA. Its product is annotated as HCNGP-like protein domain-containing protein. Gene Ontology annotation, biological process: regulation of DNA-templated transcription. NCBI's taxonomy places the organism in Eukaryota, Apicomplexa, Aconoidasida, Piroplasmida, Theileriidae. Bases 1 to 375 code for a protein of 124 amino acids. The record is from RefSeq and is a predicted model, not a curated record. Gene Ontology annotation, cellular component: nucleus. The transcript is spliced from 3 exons.
AUGUCCAUCGCGGAUAAGGACAGUUUCAGGGUACCGGAAGUUUUAGACGUAGAAAUGCCAUCAAAACUCCUGGAAGAGAUAGAGCGUCUGAAAAAAUUGAAGGAGCAGGGAAUAACACCUAAUCGCAAUAUAGAGGAAUCCAUGGAGUUCAAAAAUCCGUACCUUCUGGAGAAAAUCAUGAAAGUGUUUGAUAUUAAUGGUUAUUGUUCGAAUUAUAAUAAAAAUGUUUAUGACCCUGCCAUAUAUGAAACCCUUGCCAAUGAGCCAUUGGAAGACGAAACAGGUAUACUAAACACAUUGGAUAUUGACAUAUUCGCCGUUUUAGCUGAAAAGAAACAAAAGAGAAGAAAACGUUCUGGAUGGACAGACAAGUAA